Molecule: messenger RNA, 2422 nt
Organism: Triticum dicoccoides
Lineage: Eukaryota; Viridiplantae; Streptophyta; Magnoliopsida; Poales; Poaceae
Product: MND1-interacting protein 1-like
Exons: 2
Coding region: 151-2130 (659 amino acids)
Source: RefSeq, a predicted model, not a curated record
GUUACCACUCCACCCCAGACCCGGUCACCAUUUAGGCACACCCAUCGACGUGGUAUCCGGCUAUCCGCGCCGCCCAUCCACCCUAACUCCGAUCCCAUCGCCGAUCGCCUCCGCCCCACCCUAAAACCUCCGGCCGCCGUCGCCCCUCCGAUGGCCGGCCAGCCCCGCGAACGCGGCUCCCGUGCCGCGCGCAAGGGCCGCCCCGUCCGCACGCCAGCGACCCUGCUCGCCCUUAACCCCACCCCCGAUCCCGAUCUGUCCGCGCAGGCCUCCGACGACGUCUCUCCGUGGGGCCGCUCAACGGAGGACGAGCUGGAGGACCGCCUCCUCAAGAGGCUGGAGGAGGCCUACGCGGCGGCGCUGGCCGGCCUCGCUGAGCUCGGCUACGCCGAGGACGCCGCGCUCCGGGCCGUCCUCCGCGCGGGCCACUGCUACGGCAAGCUUGACGACCCUGUCGAUAACAUCGUCGCCAACGCCCGCUCCUUCCUCAACGAUCCAGACGCCCCCGGCGGAGCCGGCGGGUUCGCCGACCUCCGCCGCCUCGAGGAGUACUCCCUAGCGGGCCUCGUCUGCCUCCUUCAGAGCAGCCGCCCCACCAUCUCCCGUGUCGAGGCCAUGUGGUGCCUCCUCGCCAACGAUCUCCGCCUCGAGCAGGCCAUCAACAUGGGAGCUUCCUUCACCGAUAAGUCGCCCCACUCCGGCUUCUCCACCGCCGAGAGUGAGGCGCCUUCCCCGGCCGCACCCGUCCCAGGGCAGCGUGGCUACUGCCACUUCCAUGCGACCACGGCCACAGAGAACCACAUGUUUGACCCUGAAACAUUCAUGCGUCUUGCGAUGCGCGCCCACACUGACAGCACGCGCCCGCACACUGAGAGCACUGCCGGCGUGGUCUCCUGCGUCAAGAAUACAUGGUCACGGUCCGGCGGCAGCGCUGCUCCGGCCCCUGCUGCCCCAGAUGGGCAGGGGCAGCCCAAGCAGUCCUUUGCUAUGAAGGUGUCCACCGAUGAUCUCAUUGAGUCUGUGGUGAUGGAGCUUGAGUCGCUGGACAUUGACAAGAAGGACCCUCCUGCGGAGAAGCCUGAUCCCAAGAAUGAGAUGGUGCGUGACCUCAUUAAACAGACACGGGAGAUGGAGGAGCAGCUCAAGGAGCGCAAGGAGUGGGCCCAGAAGAAGGCGGUACAGGCUGCUCGUAAACUUGGCAAUGAUCUCACUGAGUUGCGCAUGCUGCGGAUGGAGCAUGACGAUAACCAGCGGCGGAAGAAUGAUAAGCAGUCACUGGAGGAUGAGACAAUGAAGCGCCUCACUCGUCUGGAGUAUGAGCUGAAGAAGAAGAGUGGGCAGCUUGACCGGAGUAAUGCUAGUGUGCAGAAACUGGAAAUGGAGAAUGCGGAAAUACGUGCUGAGAUGGAAGCCGCGAAGCUGAGUGCAUCGGAGACUGAACGGCAAUGCCAGAUACUGCUAAAGAAAGAGAAGAAAGACAGCAAAAAGCUUGAGCUGUGGGAGCGGCAAAAGGCCAAGCUGCAGGAGGAGAUUGCUGAAUGCAAGGCAAAGAUCGCACAGGCAGAUAAGGAGCUGGCUGGGGUCAACAAGUCAAUAAGAAAUAUGGAGGUUAAAAUAAGAGAAGACACAAAGGCCACAGAAGACAACUUGGCACUUGCAGAACAGGAACGUGGGAAGCGGGAAUCUGCGAAAGCUGAUGCUGAUCGCCGACUUGAAGAAAUUCGCCGGAAGACAGAAGUAGAGUCCCAGUGCUACAAAGAUGACCUCCGGAGGCUCCAGGAUCAGUUAUCCCGUCUGCAGAAGUCCAUGGGUGCAAAUGCGCCGACAGUUCCAUCAGCCUAUCCUCCGGCUAUGACUGACCGCAAUACAGCGCGGGCACCCAAGCAGUCCAACCAGAAGGCACCGCCCACAUCCAACAGGCAGCAGGAGCCUAUCCAGAAUACAGGCUGCCGCAGAGGCUGCAUUAUCUGCAAGAGGGAGGAGGCUUGCGUGAUGCUGCUGCAGUGUGCUCACCAGGUGCUGUGUGUCGGCUGCAACAAGCAGCAUGAGGAGAAAGGCGCAGUUCGCUGCCCCAGCUGCAACGCCAAGAUCGAGGAGAGGAUCAGGGUUUUCGGUGCCUCCUCCAACUGAGGCACCUGGUGAUGCUGCUGCUGCAGACUUGGUUUCGCUUGGGGCAAAGAAAAACUGAACUCGUGGUCAUCUUUGCCUUUUCUUUUUUUACCUUUGUGAAGAAAGAGUCACCUCCGUCUCAUAAGUUUUACCUGGUUCAGCUGUUCAUGGAUAUAUGCUGAAUGCUGCAGUUCUGUCGGGGUAUAUGGGUACAUGCCAAACCUUUUUUGGUCGAGAAGUUGAACAGGAACUGAGGAACCCUUGGGGAUAUGAGUCAAUUGAACUUAAACUGGUGUGUCUGUUCUCUAGUUUA